This is a messenger RNA of Penicillium robsamsonii, 258 nucleotides long. RefSeq lists its product as uncharacterized. The record is from RefSeq and is a predicted model, not a curated record. The transcript has 2 exons. The coding region runs from base 1 to 258 and encodes 85 amino acids. NCBI's taxonomy places the organism in Eukaryota, Fungi, Ascomycota, Eurotiomycetes, Eurotiales, Aspergillaceae.
AUGCCGUCCGAGAGUGCGCCUGGUUCCUCGGCGGAAUCGAACCGCCGUGUUGGAAACUUCCUGGCUGUGCAGUGGGAGAUACUCCACAAGUUGAUGCGGAUUGUGAUUUUGUUCUCGCAACAUGAUCUAGGAUAUCUUGUUAAUAUUGAGAUUUGGUUGAAAGGCAACCAAAUAACACUUCCUGACACUGGUUGCGGUUCAAAUUUGUCGAGCCAGAACCGCAGACUGGGGAAUUUGAUCAAAAUAUGGAUUCCAUAA